Messenger RNA from Pocillopora meandrina, 405 nucleotides. The record is from the annotation of a GenBank genome assembly. NCBI's taxonomy places the organism in Eukaryota, Metazoa, Cnidaria, Anthozoa, Scleractinia, Pocilloporidae.
AUGGAAGAAUUCAACGCCGACGCAGUUUUCAAAGAACAACAAGAAGCCUGUACAAAAUUCUUUCGCGACAACCUCCCCAAAGAUGUGCCUGAGCCAAUGCCAGAGGAUAAAAGGCCCAAGAAUACGAAGAAGUUCAAAGGUCCUGUCUAUGAUAUAACAGGAUUUGAUGCUGAAAACGUUGUCGCACUCCUCUCUGACAUUGUCAACGAUAAGGAACAAUUUAAGACUAACAAGACCUUUUACCUGCUGUUACAAAACAGCCAUGACUCAAAGCCGGAUGACGAGAUAGAGGAGCUCUUCAGACUCAAAGCAAGGCCUAAACCAAAACCAACCUGGCAAUGGCAUCGUGUUUCUACGUCCGACAGGAAAGAAGAAGUUUACUCAAUACGCAAAAAAGUACGAUGA